Molecule: messenger RNA, 1162 nt
Organism: Histoplasma capsulatum G186AR
Lineage: Eukaryota; Fungi; Ascomycota; Eurotiomycetes; Onygenales; Ajellomycetaceae
Exons: 1
Coding region: 134-1162 (342 amino acids)
Source: RefSeq, a predicted model, not a curated record
UUGAAGUGUUCAUCACCAUGCGACAUGACUGAAAUGCGAAUCAAGAAACUGCCAAAUCACGCUUGAGCUAAACCAACCUUUAGCGGUUAACCUAAGUCACUUGAGGUCUCAAGAAUAGAUCUCUACGUCCAAUAUGGCAAACACGCAUACCGAGCACACGUCAUUCGCUUUCCGUGAUCAAGACUUUAUCCUCGAAGACUACAGUGAUUACCCUCAUGACUUUUGCAGUCUUGAAAUUGAAAAUCUAUUCCCACGAGCUAUAUUUCCAAUUCUCCUCAAAAAAACUCGUGUCGCUGAUACCGCUUACACACUAAUCGAACCAGCCCUCCUCCUCGCCUCGCGAAUUAUAAUCCAACGUUGGGAGUCAUUCCGAAUAUUUGUCCGGCGUCAGCACCGUAACCCAACAGAAGGGUGGCUUGAUUCAGAUGGAGAACUUGAGCUAUCAAAGGAUGAAGUUAUCAGUCGGGUCAAAAGCUUGAUGCCUGACAUUGACUUCGAUCCCGAGAUGAAACUGAACUUCCGCUCUUUCGCGGAAACAUCUCUACGCCCCAACGCUGCAUCAGAUUUGAUCGUCUUAGACUACAAUCUCAUUCGCCUUCUCAGGGAUCCGGGGUGCCGAGACAGUCAAAAACUCGCCGGUCUCUUCUUCCUAGCAGUAUUGCUAUGCCAUGAAUUAGCCCAUAUACUGGAAUUCCGAUGUAUUCAUGGAGGCAAACUACGUCCUGACGGUGAGCCGUUCGACACUCCUCCUGGAAUCACAUGUCGUGAAGCUGGUACUGGUUGGGAAACGCGUGCAUUCGGAGGUCGAAUCCAUCCGAUCUGCACAGCAGAAAAUCAUUUACUUCAAAUUCGCGGGAUCUGCAUCCACAGCAGUGCUUGGAACUUUGAAAUGAUGAAGGUGAACGAGAGCUGGAUCCGUCGACUGUUUUCCGAAGAGCACUGGAUCGUGGAUACACACCCUUUACGGCCGCCCAUUGAUGUAUACGUGCGCCAUGCAUUCCUUGAAGAUGAGCUGAUCGAUAAGCACUUGGAGUCUCCCUUGAAAAGAAAGACGCGUGGAAGUGAUGUGCGUGUGGAAAUGCAAAGUCCGAGGAAGAAGCGUAGGCCUAUUGAGAUGAUGAAAAUUUGCGGGGGGAAAAAGGUGAAGAAAGGCCUUUCUUGA